AUGUUCUCGGAAACCGCAGCUGGCGGAGGAUGCGGAGGGUCAGGGAGCAGUGCGGACCAGGGAGACGCCGCGGCCGCGGGGGCGGGGCUGCAGGGCGGGGCGGAGCCCGGGUGGUCACGGCUUGUGCUCCCACAUCUCGGACGCUCUGCGGCCGUGGCCUUUGCGAAUAAUAUCAAGAGCUGCUUGGCUGCCGGCUUGCUGCGGGAUCAAGUGGCCAUCGUCACUGGCGGCGGCACGGGCAUCGGAAAGGCCAUAACGCCCGAGCUCUUGCACCUGGGGUGUAAUGUGGUCAUUGCAUCUCGUAAAUUUGAUAGAUUAAAAUCUGCUGCAGAAGAACUGAAGGCCAGUCUGCCUCCCACCAGCCAGGCUCAAGUCACUCCCAUACAAUGCAACAUCCGUAAAGAAGAGGAGGUGAAUAAUUUGGUCAAAUCUACCUUAGAUGUUUAUGGUAAGAUCAAUAUCUUGGUAAACAACGGAGGAGGCCAGUUCCUGUCUCCUGCUGAACACAUCAGUUCCAAGGGUUGGCAUGCUGUGAUUGAAACCAAUUUGAUGGGCACCUUCUAUAUGUGCAAAGUAGUUUACAACUCCUGGAUGAAAAAGCAUGGAGGAUCUAUUGUCAAUAUCACUGCCAGUUUUGAUCAGGGAAUACCAAAUGCUGCGCAUAGUGGAGCUGCAAGAGCAGGUGUUCACAACUUCACUAGAACCUUAGCUUUGGAAUGGUCCAGCUCUGGAAUAAGAAUCAAUUGCGUUGCACCUGGAGAUGGUGAGACUGGUUCUGCGGGCACUGGAAAAACUGCAGGCAAGCUUCAGCUGCUGCUGCAGAAAAGGGCUGCCACUGCCAGAGUGGGGAAGUGCUGCAGGGUGACGCUUACAGAGCCUCAGACAGGGAGCACGCCCAUGCAUACUGUAGGCUUCAUGUUGCAAUCAUGUGCUUUGAGAUGUGUUUACUCAGGAAUGCAAAGCUGCGAAAACUGGGGAGUAUCAGCUUUUACAUACGCCCGUGUGUGUUUCUGUUUCCAGAUCUCCUCCCUGGUAUGCUUUUUGCUGUCUCCUGCAGCUUCCUACAUUACCGGACAGGUAGUGAAAGUGGAUGGGGGCCAUUCUCUGUAUAUUCAGUCAUAUACGAUACCAGAUCAUGACAACUGGCCUGAAGGAAUAGGGGACCUUUCCGCUGUCAAAAGGUUGAAGGAGUCUUUUAAGGUUAAGCUCUAAGCUAAGAAAACAAGGAGGAGUCCUGUGUCCCCAAGUGCCUUAACACCUUGAGAGUGCACUUCUGUGCUUUAUAAGAGUUUAUAGUUUGUAUCUAAAAAUCACUUUCUACUUUUUAAAAAUGUUAUCAAUUAUAUCGAUGCAAAAACUAUUCCUGAAAUUAAUGCAUUUUAACCUGUGAUGUAAAAAAAAAUUUUAGGAAUGGAAAUUAGCAUGGUUUAUGAUUAUACUUUUUAUUUCUAAGAAAGGUAUUUGAAAAAUGAAAUCAUUUAAAUUAACAAUAAUUACAGUGUCACGAACCCCUAGAACAUUUUAUUAUUUAAUUGUAAAGGUAGACAAUAAAUCUAAAUUGCGGCAUGAUUAUGAUCACAAGUAGAGUUAUAUAGUAACUCAUUUUCAGUGGCAAAUUCUUCUGGAUCAAUAAAGCUU
This is a messenger RNA of Trichechus manatus latirostris (Florida manatee), 1638 nucleotides long. RefSeq names its product peroxisomal trans-2-enoyl-CoA reductase (gene PECR). Bases 1 to 1212 code for a protein of 403 amino acids. Gene Ontology annotation, molecular function: trans-2-enoyl-CoA reductase (NADPH) activity. The record is from RefSeq and is a predicted model, not a curated record. Gene Ontology annotation, biological process: phytol metabolic process. Lineage: Eukaryota; Metazoa; Chordata; Mammalia; Sirenia; Trichechidae. Gene Ontology annotation, cellular component: peroxisome. The transcript has 9 exons.